AUGUCGAUGUUUUCCCUUUGGGAUGCGAAUGAUGCCAUCACCAGUGGUGAUUCGGAAUCUGGCGGUUCGGACGGCCGCAAGGACGAGUCGCGGGUUAACGAGCUCGCAGACUCGCUCUUAACGGCGUGCGACAACGUUCCGCUGGAGGCGCUGGAGAUUGGGUCCCAGGCGCGCGAACCUGGCGACGCGUAUGCCAAAGCUGGUUACUUCUACUACCGUCUCCAAGCCAUCCUCUCCCCUUCUCGGUUCCCUCCUCCUUCCUAUUUCCCUUCUCUUCCCCUCUCUCGCCACGCAGCGACCCUUAUAAAAUGUCGCCCCGCCAAUCCCUUCUUCGGCGCGUCGCACUCGCUUGCAGAAGAAGAAGAAGCGGACGCAGAGGCGGGCGGAAGCCAAUCAUCCGAGCUUCAAGACUCGAGAACUGAGAGCGACCGAAUUCUCCCAUGCUCUUCCCUCUUCCUUACAGGUCGCCCCGCGAAUCCCUUCUUCGGCGCGUCUCACUCGCUUGCGGAAGAAGAAGCAGCGGACGGAGAGGCGGGCGGAAGCCAAUCAUCCGAGCUUCAAGACUCGAGAACUGAGAGCGACCGAAUUCUCCCAUGCUCUUCCCUCUUCUCUGCAGGUCGCCCCGCCAAUCCCUUCUUUGGCGCGUCUCACUCGCUUGCGGAAGAAGAAGCAGCGGACGGAGAGGCGGGCGGAAGCCAAUCAUCCGAGCCACAAGACUCCAGAACUAAGAGGAAGAGCGAGGAGAGGGGAUCGUGGCGCGGCGGAAGCGGAGGAAGCGGAGGCGGAGCUCUGACACGCGUUUCAAGGAUCGGAGAUCGAGAUUCGAUGAUCGGACGUGUGGCGAUAGGAGCGGAGGAUCUCGAGGAGGAAUGGGGGAGGUCUGGAAGGGAAGCAGAGGACCGGGGGGAUCAAGAGGAGGAUGAAGCGGAGCAAGCAGCACGGCGAGCCAGGGAGGCGGAGCAGACGGAGCAAGCAAAGGAAGCGGAGCAAACGAACCCUGAGUCUGCUGGCCGGCGUGCGGUCUCUGCUGCUAAGGUUGCAGCAGCAGCGGCGGCAGCAGCAGCGGGAUCGGUGAAGUCUCAAGUUGUUACGGGAGUCACGGCUACAGCCACAGCUGCUGCUGUUGCUGCCAACCGGAAUGUCGUCGCAGUGAACGCGGCAAGAAGCGUAGCGGUGAAUGCGGCGAGAACAGUGGCUGGAACGGUAGCAGACACUGUAGCAGAUACGUUAGCAGGAACUGUAGCGGGAACUGUAGCAGGAGAUGUAGCAGUGAACGUAGCACGAUCUGUGGCACGGACGUUCUCUCCUCAGUCCUCUCUCCUCAGCCAGCGCCAAGGUCCUGCUGUGUUGACUCUCAAGCCAAAUCUUCCUCCUCUGUCCCCUCCUGUCACCAACCCAUCUCGCCCUCCUCCCCUCACCCCCUCGUCUCAAUCCCCUCGCCCCACUCCCUCGUCUCAAUCCCCUCGUCCCUCUUCCUCAUCUCGCCCCCCUCCUAUCACUACCGCGUCUCGAUCCCCGCCUCUCACUCCCUCGUCUCAAUCCCCUCGCACUUCUGCUUCUCGACCUCCUCCUAUCAUUACCCCGUCUCGAUCCCCGCCUCUCACUCCCUCGACUCAAUCUCCCCAUCACACUUCUGCAUCUCGCACCCCUCCUCUCAGUCCCUCAUCUCGACCGCCUCCUCUCGCUCCCAAAUCUCAAUCCCCUCGUGUCUCCUCAUCUCGUCCCCCUCCUCUCACUACCCCAUCUCGAUCCCCUCCUCUCACUCCCUCAUCUCGCACCCCUCCUCUCGCUCCCUCGCCUCGAUCCCCUCGUCCCACUCCCCCGUCUCGACCCCCGCCUCUCACUCCCUCGUCUCAAUCCCCUCGUCUCGCCUCAUCUCGUCCCCCUCCUCUCACCACUUCGUCUCGAUCCCCGCCUCUCACUCCCUCAUGUCGGUCCCCUCCUCUCACUCCCUCAUCCCUGUCCCCCCCUCUCACCCCCUCUCACUCCUCCACCGCCUCCCUAUCCCCCUCUGCUCGCCCCUCCAUCCUAAAAUCACCAGCUACCUCCACAGCUUCUUCUCCCACAUUCAGCAAGCGGGUUUCCUGGAACCUUCACCCAGAUAGCCCAUCUGCCCCUGCCAGUGCAACAUCUGGGGGGCCUAGAUCACCAAGGGGAGGGGGGGCGAAGUCAGCGGAAGGAGGGGGUUACCGGGCCAUUGCGCGAAGGGCAUCGUGGCAUGGAGACAGCUCUGAUGACAUGCUUGCUGAUAACCUCCUUGCUGCUAACAUGUUUGCUGCUGAAAUCCCUUCUGCUGUUGAAGGCCGUUCUGCUGUUGAAGGCCGUUCUGCUGUUGAAGGCUGUUCUGCUGUUGACGUCCCUUCUGCUGCUGCGCCUGCAGCUCAAUUCACCGCAGUGAAUCCUCCUUCCAGGCCUUCCAGGAAUCUUCCUUCUUCGAAGCUUCCUGUAAAGAGCGUGAGCUCCGACCAGGUUCGCAGCCGUUUUGCAGCAGCUGGAUAUUCGAGCGAGUCAGAAGCUUCCGGACGUGGGGAAGCUUCCGCAAGAAGAGGAGGAAGAAAGGCGCGUACUGCAUUUGUGGUGGUGCCUAGGCGCAGCGUGCACAAGCGGAACUUAAAGCCCGAAAUGGGGACUCCCCGCGCCUUGCAACUCUCCUUCCUCCUGCUACGCCACACCCCACACUCUCGUCUCCCCAUCCCUCAUCUCCCCUUCCCUCGUCUCCCCAUCCCUCAUCUCCCCUUCCCUCGUCUCCCUAUCCCUCAUCUCCCCUUCCCUCGUCUCCCCAUCCCUCGUCUCCCCAUCCCUCAUCUCCCCAUCCCUCAUCUCCCCUUCCCUCGUCUCCCCAUCCCUCGUCUCCCCAUCCCUCAUCUCCCCAUCCCGCAUAUUCCCAUCCCUCAUCUCCCCUUCCCUCUCCUCCCCGUCCCUCAUCUCCCAAUCCCGCAUCUCCCCAUCCCGCAUCUCCCCAUCCCGCAUCUCCCCAUCCCUCAUCUCCCCAUCCCGCAUCUCCCCAUCCCUCAUCUCCCCAUCCCGCAUCUCCCCAUCCCUUAUCUCCCCAUCCCUCAUCUCCCCAUCCCUCACCUCCCCAUCUCUCACCUCCCCAUCCCUCAUCUCCCCAUGCCUCACCUCUCCAUCGCUCAUCCAUCCAUCCCUCAUCUCCCCAUGCCUCACCCCAUCUCCGCCGUACCCCGUGGCAUCGUCACACGUCGCCAUUUCCCACCUCUUCCUACUUCCCAUCCCCCUCUUCCGCCCUUCCUCCCCCCUUCUCUCAAUCCCUUCCUCUCGCCCUGCCAUCCUACUUCCCAUCCCCCUUUCCUCGUUUCCCCAGACCUCCUUUCCCCAUCCCGUCAUUCACUCUCCCUCCGUUCCCCAUCCUUCCAUUCCCCAUGCCUACUUUCACCAUUCCACCAUACCCCAUUCACCAUACUCCUAACCCCAUCUCCUCCUCACCCCAUCUCCUCCUAUACACAUCCGCUUCUUUCCCCUUCCCUCGUCACCGCGUCCCCUCCUCUCCCCAUCCCCUCCUCUCACCAUCCCCUCUUCUCCCCACCCCCUCCCGUCCUCUCCCCAUCCGCCCAUCCCACCUCACCACUUCCCUCCUCUUCCCAUCCAUCCUCUCCUCAUCCCUCCCCAUCCGUCCUUUCCCCAUCCGAUCCUCUCACCCUCCCCUCCAGGUGUUUCCCACACCGCCCUCGGCCCAGCGGCACCUCUUCAUCCCUUGUGCUUUUCUGCACCAGGGAGCUGCUUGGGGCGCUGUGGGUGGAUGGCGGUGGGCAGAGUCACACAGCAUAG
Molecule: messenger RNA, 3786 nt
Organism: Closterium sp. Naga37s-1
Lineage: Eukaryota; Viridiplantae; Streptophyta; Zygnematophyceae; Desmidiales; Closteriaceae
Source: the annotation of a GenBank genome assembly